UUAGACGUCUUACCUCUCUCGUCCUAAAAGAUCUUCAAAGAUUGAUUCUUCUUCUCUUCCGGAAUGAUUGUCUGUCGAUAUGAAUAACAUUAGACAGACUAUUAACCUACCUACCAGGUCCUACUUGUCCACAUUGUCGAAUCAUAAUCGAAAAUGAAGCAUCGUCAAACAUUCAUUACAUAAAACGAUACGAGCAUCAAUUUCCAAAACACAAUUCAUAUCAAACAAACCCACAAUUCAGAGAUUAAGAAGUCUCGGAAGGAAAAGCUUGAAAUACUUUGGUACAUUCCGAGGAUCAUUAGUGAUAAAACAAUAACCUACUAAAUUCUCGUGGGGAGACCUUUGCUGAGAGAAACAUACCUAGAUAGUGGUACACCAGUCGUUCAUAACUCCAUCCAUCAUCCAUCAUCCAUCAUCCAUCAUCCAUCAUACAUUCCACACAUUCCACACACAUUCCACACAUUCCACUCCUUCUUUGACUUCUCCUUUCACCUCUUACCCAAAUCACCGCCUCAACCUGUCAUAAUUCGGCUUACAUCUCUCCACAAAUAACCGGCAUCAUCGACACUUCCACUUCAAAUAUUCAACAACCUCAUCCUGAUUUACCUCCACAAUCGCAACAAUCUCAAGAGCAAUUCAAGCCAGCAGCUUAUCAAGGUAUCGAAGUCGUCGCUCAUAAUCAAGACACAAUGUCAUCGCAAGAAAUCCCACCUCAGCAAGAGGGUUUCACGAAUGAGAAGUUUCAACAAGCCCCCCCUCCUCCUCCUCCUCAAGGACAAUAUCAAUCUCCUCCUCCUCAGGAUCAAUACCAAGCUCCACCGUAUCAAGAACAGUAUCCUCCUCAAGGACAAUAUACACCUCAAGCUCCACCCCAAGCAAAUAUCAACCAAGGAAGAAAUAACUAUGCAACUGCUAUGCCUAUCCGCUCCUUGCAAACCGGUCCUACACCCGUGGACUGCCCUAUUUGCGGCGUAAGAGAAGUAACUUCAGUUGAACAUCACAGUGGAAUGACUACACAGUAUGCAUCUCCAUUUCUCAUCCCCUAUACGUUAUCCAUAUGAAAUAUACUAACCCAUCCUAGUCUCAUCGCCAUCCUCUGUUGUGCAGUUACCUGUCUUGGAUGCAUACCCUACCUUGUGUCGGGCCUCAAAGAUGUCGAACAUAAAUGCGGUCACUGUGGUGCAUUAUUGGCCGUCUGGCACAGGAGUGGUAGAUUAGAGGUUGUGGUACCUAAUGCUUAAACAGUUCUCGGUAUUUCUAUUUCCCAUCUUUUCUUUUCUUUUCUUUUCCUGAAAGGCUGUAAGGUUACUUGUACUUUUAAACUAUUCAUGGGCCAAGGAAGGGAUUACUGCAAAAAGCCGAUGGAUAGGACGGCAUUUCUUUCACUAAUAGUGCAUAUUUGAGUGGGAUUUUUGGGUGGGUUUCGAUGGAUUUUCAAUGUGGGAUGUAGGAUGUGAGAUGAUACCCUCUUUUUCUCUUGCCUUGCCUUUUUGGCUUGCUAUUUCAAAUACUUAAGCAUAUACGGACUUUAAAUGCCACGACUUUAGGUAUCUCAU
Molecule: messenger RNA, 1556 nt
Organism: Sclerotinia trifoliorum
Lineage: Eukaryota; Fungi; Ascomycota; Leotiomycetes; Helotiales; Sclerotiniaceae
Source: the annotation of a GenBank genome assembly